Messenger RNA from Laetiporus sulphureus 93-53, 817 nucleotides. RefSeq lists its product as uncharacterized. The record is from RefSeq and is a predicted model, not a curated record. NCBI's taxonomy places the organism in Eukaryota, Fungi, Basidiomycota, Agaricomycetes, Polyporales, Laetiporaceae. Gene Ontology annotation, molecular function: protein binding. Bases 1 to 789 code for a protein of 262 amino acids. The transcript is spliced from 3 exons.
AUGAGUCUAUGCGCAGCAUCAACUCGGACGAGCUCUUCGGAAGCAUGCACGAGCCAUUCGACGAUUCGCAGCAGUAGAUUUUUCUUCACGGACGAGACAGUGAUCUUCAGGGUUAGCGAUCCCCAAGAAAACAAGGAUCACUUCUACCAAGUCCAUCGAUACUUCUUACAACGAGACUCUGAGUUCUUCCAUGGGAUGUUCUCGUGUCCUCCCGAGGACGGAGGCGCAGAAGGGAAAACAGAAGAGACUGCCAUCUUCUUGCCAGGAGCCACAUCAUACGAAAUGGACUGUCUGCUCUCGUUCCUAUACGACGGCAUGUACGAACAUGCACUCUGUCUGGAAGACUGGAUUGCCUUGCUAUCCAUAUCGACUCGUUUCGUCUUCGACAAGAUCCGCGAUCGAGCCAUCCGAGAAAUCAGCGCGCACGUUCCGGCUUUGGAUCCAGUCCAGCGUAUAUCUCUCGCAGUCAAACAUGACAUACCGGAAUGGCUUAUGACUGCCUACGUGGAGCUGUGUACGCGACCCAUACCGCUAAGCAAGAAGGAGGUGGAGGAACUUGGUCCUACCACUGCCGCUCGCCUUGCCCGUGCUCGAGAGGAUUUGAUGGGAACGCGCGGUGAAGCACCAUAUCGGACAGGCUUGUCGGCUAUAGCGAAUGCACCUCUCGGUGCAUGUGGCUGCAGGUCAUGCCGACAAGCACGGCGUGAAUCCGCCAUAAGCUCGGCUUUGAACAACUCAAAGACGGUGGCGGCCAUCAUUGAGCGUGCAAUGUCUUUAUCCCUAUCAUGAUGGCUCUGAGUCGCAUGCGUCUUAUCGU